ACAUAACUAGUUGUUAUAAAAUAGUCAAAAUUACUAUAGUUAAAAAAUAUCACCAUGAAGUUUACAUUAAUACUAACGCUCAGUUGUCUCACCGCUUACGGCCACUGCAAGACCAUAUCGGUGUCCAACGCCGACCAACUAACCAAAGCGCUAUCAUCGGCAGCGCCGGGCGAUACCAUCCAACUGGCCGACGGGGCGUACAAGGGCAAAUUCACGGGCACCAUCUCGGGCAAAUCGGGUUCGCCCAUCACUGUCACGGGCAGUAAAAAGGCUGUACUAUCGGGCGAUAGCUACGGGUUUUGGCUGAAGGCCGACUGGUGGGUGCUUAAGGGGUUUAAGGUGGACGGCGCCAAAAAGGGCAUCAUGCUGGAGGGGGCCAACCAUAACGUGUUGGACAAUGUGGAAGUGUGUAACGUUGUUCAAGAGGCGGUCCACUUUCGGGCCAGUAGUGCCGAUAAUACCCUACAGAACUCGUUUAUUCACGACACCGGCAAAGGCAGCGAUACGGACAAGGGUUUUGGUGAAGGCGUGUAUAUUGGAAAUGCCGUGCUAAACAACCGGAUCGGACCCAAUGUGGCCGCGGAGGGCGUCGACAUGAAAGAGGGCUCGUGUUGUGGCACUAUUAAGGGCAACACAUUUGACGGCACUGGUAUGUCGGGCAAAAAUGACGCCGACUCCUGGACCGACUGUAAGGGCGAAGGCUAUACCAUCACUGAUAACACCGGCAAGAAUUCAUUGAAAGAUGGUUUCCAGAUCCAUUUUAUAAAGGAUUCCAACAUGGGCGGCACCAAAAACACCAUCAAAAAUAAUAAAUGCUCCGGGUUGGGCUCGGGUGGUAAAUGCGCUGUCGACGCCAGUGGUGUGCUAUCAAUGCCAGUGUUUGCUUAUCACGAAGUGGUACACCUGAGUGAGUGGCGUAUGGGUUACGCCAUGUGUCACAUCCAUAUCUUCUUUACACACGUGUUAACAACGGUCUCAUUCCUUCACAUCUUCUUUAUAGCCAUCGAUAGAUAUCUCUCGGUCUCGAGGGUUGAGUACUCGCGUAAUCCGAGCCUAAGGCCGGCGCGGGUUAUGAUUGCCAUUUCGUGGACACUACCCCUGGCUAUGGGUGUGGGCCUAACAAUCAAUCAUAUCGGAGCUGAUUUGUUGUACGUGGAGACAAUUAUCACAACACCUAAACUGCAGACCAGAUUCAAUUGCCUGAUCCUAUCGCUCAGCAUCGCUGACCUAAUGGUAGGUGUGGUGUCAAUGCCGGUGAACGCCUACCAAGAAUUGGUGCACAUUAAUAAGUGGCCGUUUGGAAAGACCACGUGUGAUAUACAUGGGUUUAUCACAUAUUCCAUGAGCAUCGCCUCAUUUCUCCACAUCUUCUUCAUAGCCAUCGAUAGGUAUCUCUCGGUCUCGAGGGAUAAGUACUUACGUAACCCAAGCCUAAGGCCGGCGCUGAUAAUGAUUGUGAUGUCGUGGGCAUUAUCUUCGACACAUGGCGUACAUGUGCUCUACACUCGCCUUAAUAAAGAUCUAUUAUUUGCUGAAACAAUAGGCGCCCGUAUAUGCUUGUGGACGGCUGACCCGGAUGACAUGAAUUCCGGUGAGGUAUCCGCCAAAGAGCUGUAUUUCGUACAACUCUUAUCAUCGAUACUAUUGUUUGCCAUAAUAUUUACCACAAUUUGCGGCAAUUUGUUGAUCAUAAUAUCGGUGAUCACAACACCUAAACUGCAUACCCGAUCCAAUUACUUGAUCCUAUCGCUCAGCAUCACUGACCUCGUGGUGGGCGUGUUUUCAAUGCCAUUAACCGCUUACCACGAAGUGGUACACCUGAGCGAGUGGCACAUGGGGUUAGCCGUGUGUAACGUACAACAGUUUAUUACAUAUGUCUGCUCUACCACUUCAUUCUUCCACAUCUUUUUCAUAGCCAUUGAUAGGUAUUUGUCGGUCUCGUGGGUCGAGUACUCGCGUAACCGGGGCUUAAGGCCGGCGCUGAUAAUGAUUGGCAUUUCGUGGACACUAUCUCUAGCACAGGGCGUGAAAGGCAUUUACACUCACCGUAAUAGUGGGCUAAUGUUUGUUAAGAGUAUGGGCGCCUAUAUGUGUCAAUGGGACGACGAUCACGAUGAUUUGAUGCCAGCAUUCACUGUCGUUUUCCUGAUAUUGUUUAUUAUAAAUUGUGUGAUACCCAAAGAGUUGUAUUUUAUACAACUAUUAUCAUCGAUACUAUUGUUUGUCAUAAUAUUUGUGACAAUUAUCGGCAAUAUAUUAGUCAUAACAGCCAUCACUACAACACCUAAACUGCAAAUCCGGUCCAAUUACCUGAUCCUAUCGCUCAGCAUCACUGACCUAAUGACAGGCGUGCUAUCAAUGCCGGUGUUUGCUUACCACGAAGUAAUCCACAUGAAUCAGUGGCGUAUGGGAUAUACCAUGUGUCACAUUCACUUAUUCUUCGGCCAUGUCUUGUCCAUCGCUUCAUUCCUCCACAUCUGCUUCAUAGCCAUCGAUAGGUAUCUCUCGGUCUCGAGGGUUGACUACUCAAGGAAUCCGAGCAAAAGAGCGGCGCGGGUUAUGAUUGCCAUUUCGUGGACAUCAGCCGUGACUAUGGUUUUGGGCCUAACGUACAGUCAUAUUAACACUGAUUUGUUGUAUGUGGACAUCAUUGGCGGCCAUAUAUCGAUCACCACAACACCCAAACUGCGGACCAGAUUUAAUUGCCUGAUCCUAUCGCUCAGCGUCACUGACCUGAUGGUAGGCGUAAUGUCAAUGCCGGUGAACGCCUACCAAGAAGUGGUACACAUGAAUAAAUGGUUAUUUGGAAACACCACGUGUAAUGUACACCAGGUUAUCACAUAUGUGUUGUCAUACGCUUCAGGCUUUCACAUAUUUUUCAUAGCCAUUGAUAGGUAUCUCUCGGUCUCGAGGGUUGACUACUCGGCGAACCCGAGCCUAAGGCCGGCGCUGGUAAUGAUUGGCAUUUCGUGGACAUUCUCUGUGGCACAGGGCGUCCAUAUACUAAAGCGUGUGAUUUUCUCAGCAAAACUGCAAUCACAGCAACUCGUAAUUCAAGUGGUGUUGAGCACCAAAACGAUCGGGCGCUCAAACGAGAGUUUCAAGAUUGCAAACGAGCCAUAA
This is a messenger RNA of Medioppia subpectinata, 3123 nucleotides long. NCBI's taxonomy places the organism in Eukaryota, Metazoa, Arthropoda, Arachnida, Sarcoptiformes, Oppiidae. The record is from the annotation of a GenBank genome assembly.